CCAGUGUCGGCUCAGCGAGGGUGGAAUUUAUGAAGACUGAAUUAUUUGUGUCGUCCUGUGUUUUUCCUCUUCUCUUAAAACGAGUUUACGAUACAAUGGCAAUGAAGUCUGGCGAGGAGCGCCUGAAGGAGAUGGAGGCGGAGAUGGCACUGUUUGAACAGGAGGUUCUGGGUGGUCCUGUGGCUGUAUCUGCAGGGGGCCCCGCGGUGGUGGAGGCUGUGCCUGUUGCCCUCGCUGUGCCAAUCGUCCGACCCAUCAUUGGCACAAAUACUUACCAACAGGUCCAGCAGAGCCUUGAGGCGAGGGCUGCCACUUUAGUUGGACCUCCACCCCCUGCAUUUGUUGGUCCAGCUGUGCCACCGGUGCGACCUCCUCCAGUGAUGCGACCUGCAUUUGUUCCACACAUCCUGCAGAGACCAGGAGGUCAGAGAAUGCCUAUGAUGCGUGAUCACCCUCCUCAGGGUAUGAUAGCACCCCCUCUGCCCCGACCUCCUCCUCCACCACCCAUGAUGAUGGCACCCCCUCUGUCUGGACCUCCACAGCACCCUAUGGCUCCUAUAGGACCUCCCAUGGGACCCAUGAGCUCUGUGCCACCUGUAAGUGUUUUCUGUGGCAUAACGAAGAAGGUUGGUGGGAUGAACCCUGUGGUGUCUGCACCACCUCAACCCGUCGUCCAAUCCUCUCCCAAAGUCACCCCUAGUGUCAUACAGGCAGCUCCCACUGUUUACACUGCACCUCCUGCGCCUAAGAGAACAGACAUUCGGGCCCAGAGACAAGCACGAAUGGAGGAGCUGGCGGCAUCGGUCGCUGAGCAGCAGGCAGCUGUGGCAGCGGCAGGUCUACUCGACAUGAAGAAAGACAGCGCGGAAGAAAACGUCAUCGGCCCAAGCAUGCCAGAGCCUGAGCCCGCCCACGCCGAGCCAGCAGAUGGCAAUGCAGAGGAUAAGAAAAAAGGAAAACAGGAGAAGAUUAAAAAGUGUAUUCGAAUAGCAGCAGGAACCUCAUGGGAAGACCCCAGCCUACUAGAGUGGGAGUCAGAUGACUUCCGGAUUUUCUGUGGAGACCUGGGAAACGAGGUCAACGAUGACAUUCUCGCGAGAGCUUUCAGCCGCUAUCCCUCCUUUCUGAAAGCCAAGGUGGUUCGAGACAAGCGCACUGGUAAAACCAAGGGCUAUGGUUUUGUCAGCUUCAAGGAUCCAAAUGAUUAUGUGCGGGCUAUGAGGGAAAUGAACGGUAAAUAUGUGGGAAGCAGACCCAUCAAAUUACGAAAGAGUACAUGGAAGGACCGGAACAUAGAAAUUGUGCGCAAGAAACAGAAGGAAAAGAAGAAGUUGGGACUCAGAUAAGCCAGGAGGCACUAAAACAAUACGUGUGUGUGUGUGUGUGUGUUUGUAUGUCUUUACACAAGGAUUAUUGAACAGGCAUGAACACAACUUCUAGAGGGAGGACUGGGAAUCUAGACACCUAAGUAGGACUCUCUAAACCCACGGUUAAACUGAUAAGUAUACCGAUGAACAGAGGACAUAGUUAAGGCCAUAUAUGACCAUACAAGAACAGAUUACGUAUGAGAUUUGUGGUUGUGAAUAUGCAUUUGUUGAUGAUGUAAAUGUCUUAUUUUUAUUUUUUAGUUUAUUCUUUUUCCUCUCUUUGAAAAUGCUUAAAAAGAAACCCUGGAACAUAUAGCACC
This is a messenger RNA of Chanos chanos (milkfish), 1687 nucleotides long. RefSeq names its product RNA binding motif protein 42 (gene rbm42). The transcript is spliced from 11 exons. Bases 30 to 1346 code for a protein of 438 amino acids. The record is from RefSeq and is a predicted model, not a curated record. NCBI's taxonomy places the organism in Eukaryota, Metazoa, Chordata, Actinopteri, Gonorynchiformes, Chanidae. Gene Ontology annotation, molecular function: mRNA binding.